UGGUUUGGGGAUUCAUAAAGUUUGUCUCUUCAUUAUAUUUCUCUAUUUUUGGUGGUCAACUUGUGCACCAAGUUCGGACCUCCAUAUAGAUGUAGCAACUGUGUUGCUGCUCUCAUCGUUUCUUUUCAACCUUAUAGAGAUUCCAGUUAUUCGUUUAUGGAUUUCGGCAAGUGGGUUUUAUUGAACUGUCAAUCUUCUGGCAAGACUCAAUACUUUUCCCGGUUCUGUCGUUGUUUUGUUUGUACGAAUGCAAAACAUGCUUAAACUUGGCUAUAUCACGUAUCAAACUGCUGCAAAACAAGAGAGAUGUACAACUGAAACAGAUGCGCAAGGAGAUAGCACAAUUCCUCCAGACUGGACAAGAAGCCAUAGCUCGAAUCCGGGUGGAGCAUGUCAUACGGGAACAGAACAUAUGGGCUGCAUACGAGAUCUUAGAGCUGUUCUGUGAAUUUGUUCUUGCACGCGUUCCAAUUCUUGAAAGUCAAAGGGAGUGUCCUUCAGAAUUGCAGGAAGCCAUUGCAAGCAUAAUCUUUGCUGCUCCGAGGUGUUCAGAUUUGCCAGAGUUGUUGCAAAUACGGAAUUUGUUCACUACAAAAUAUGGAAAGGAGUUUGUCUCAGCUGCGUCUGAACUUCGUCCUGAUUCUAACGUCAAUCGUGAAAUAAUUGAGAAACUUUCAAUUAGAGCUCCAUCUGCAGAAGUAAAGCUCAUUCUUUUGAAAGAAAUUGCUGAAGAGUACGAUCUGGAAUGGGAUUCUUCUAGCACCCAAAUAGAGUUCAGUAAAAAACAUGAGGAUCUGCUGGAUGGGACAAAUCAGCUAUGCGCUCGAGCUGCAGGUUCUGAUGUGCCCACUAGACAAAGCUCUCUGAACUCCAAACCGAUGAGUGAGGGAUGUCCAAACAUGCCUGCAAAAAGGAAUCAAGGGAUUCAAGAACAAAUUCAAGCUUCCACCCCAUCCAAAAGCAGCGUAUCCAUGAUUAGUCCUGAUAGAACGGCACCAUCAGCUAUGGAUCACAAGAAUGGACAAACUAGUGAUAUUAAAACUGAGUCAAAAUCACAAGCGUCAGAUAUCUUGGAGAGAGCUCGAGCUGCUAUUGCCUUUGCAGAGCGUGCAUCAGCUAGUGCCCGCGCAGCUGCUGAGCUUGUAAAUGUCAAGUAUGGUUCGUGGAUGCAAGAAGGAAAGUCUAUCCAGUGCUCAAAUGAAUGAAGAUGGACAUCUUGGUUCUCUACAAGGAGCUUGGUACUUGAGAGAGAAUAGUGUAAUUUACUUUAAAUAGUCAAAAUUAAAUGCUUUUUCUUACUAAAAAUAUAAAUUACUUAUACUAUAUUAUUCAAUUUACAAUUUUCUCUUA
Nelumbo nucifera (sacred lotus) is the source of this 1350-nucleotide messenger RNA. The record is from RefSeq and is a predicted model, not a curated record. NCBI's taxonomy places the organism in Eukaryota, Viridiplantae, Streptophyta, Magnoliopsida, Proteales, Nelumbonaceae.